Scaptodrosophila lebanonensis is the source of this 2847-nucleotide messenger RNA. RefSeq names its product putative mediator of RNA polymerase II transcription subunit 26 (gene Ccdc85). The record is from RefSeq and is a predicted model, not a curated record. The transcript is spliced from 6 exons. The coding region runs from base 615 to 2621 and encodes 668 amino acids. Lineage: Eukaryota; Metazoa; Arthropoda; Insecta; Diptera; Drosophilidae.
GUCUAUGUGCAAUAAACAAACAAAUAACGAACAUUUAUAUUGUUAUUGCCAUUGAUGGGUGUAAAGUAUUGUUUUUGUUGCUUAAACAAUUAGACGCGGUGGCUGUUUACUGUUAAAUGUGCGUCUAAGGCGGCAUAAGAAUGGGAAUGCGGCAGCGUUGCGCAUGCGUCUGCAAAUAUUUGUUGUUGUUGUGCGGCAAGCUAUAGCAGCAGCAGCACUAACAACAACUACGACUACUCAACUGCGCAAUUUUUCACGCGUUGGACCUGCGACAGCCUCCAAUGUUGUGGUAGUGGACAAGGCUAAAAAAUAUAAAUACGCAAAGCCACGCUACACCCAUACUUAUACACAUACAUAUCUGUGUAGACAGCCCGCUGUAAGCUCUACUGCGACAACAACAAAAACUUGCAACCACAGGGACAUUUACAAUUGAGCGUCUCUCUGCUAAAAAAGGAACAACAAAAACCGGAGUAAAGCGAGCUUCAUUAAAAAUAAAGCAACAGCAGUUGAGAAUAGCAUGGCGUCGAGGUCAUAGACACGCAACUUGUAAAGCAGAAGAAAAGACAAUAGACGUACACAAAAAAUUAAAGGCAAACGACAAAACAGGAACUAAAAUGUCCGGCAAUCAACAUCAGCAGCAACUACUUCAACAACAACAACAACAGCAGCAGCAACAGCAACAAAAGACACUAAAUGGCAAUUUAAACACAGCAGCAACAGCAACAGGAGCGACUACAAACAAUUUGGGCACAAAUUUGAUAAAAAUUAAUAGCACCGCAGGCAACAGUGACAAAAUUGUACACAAAACAACGCAUGCAAUUAGUAAGCAGCAACAGCAACAGCAACCACAACAACAAUUUCAGCAAAGGCGUUCAUUGCUACCAUCAACAACAACAACAGCAACAGCAGCAGCGCAACACUCAACGCAACAACAAAGCGUAACGACAUCACAGUCGCAGUCACAUCAGCUACAAACUGUAGCCACAAUACAUCAGCAACACUCGGCCCAGGCACAACAACAGCAGCAGCAGCAACAUUCGCAGGCACAGCAACAACAACAACAGACAACCCACUCACGUCUUCCCAUACAGCAGUCGUCGCCACAGGCUAACAGCAACAGCAACAACAACAACAACGUCGGAAAGGAGGCGACAGCAGCACCCACAAACGGUCACGGACACGCCCACCAUUCACAGCUGCCACACACGCGUCGCAGCUUCUAUCAACUGCAACAGCAGCAACAGCAGCAGCAAACGCUUAAAGCGCCCAGCAACAGCAACAACAACAGCUCGGCUCCGCAUUUAAAAGCGCCCGCUCAUUCUAUACCACCUCGCUACCAACCACCUCCCCAACCGGGCGGCGGUGGCGGCGGGGUCGGGGGCGGCAUAUUAAAAGCGCCCAGCAGCAACGGUCUCGGCAUCGGGGCAACACACUUGCCACUAAAGUAUCCGCCGGAUAUACCACAGUUAUCCAGCGUCUAUAUACCCGAUUCGGUCAAGGCGCAUCAGCAGCAGCAACAACAACAGCAGCAGCAUCGCUACUUGCAUCAGUCCAAAGACAUGCUCAAGUUUGUCCGCAAGCCCGAUCAGGAACAUCCCUCGCCCAACGCUUCGGUCACGUCCAGUGGGACGGGCAUACCGACAGCGAAUGCAGGGCGUCUCACAGCGGAACAGAAUCGUCAAUUGCAGUCCCUGGUAAAUGAGCUCCGCGCGCUGAAGGAACAAAAUCAGCGUCUGCUGGAUGACAACCAGGAGUUGCGCGAUUUGUGUUGUUUCCUAGACGAUGAUCGGCAGAAGGGACGCAAGUUGGCACGCGAAUGGCAACGCUUUGGACGCUAUACGGCUAGUGUAAUGCGUCAGGAGGUGGCGGCCUAUCAGAACAAACUACGUCAGCUGGAUGACAAGCAGCAGGAGCUGAUCACUGACAACUUGGAGCUGAAGGAACUCUGCCUUUAUCUGGAUGAGGAGCGAGCCCAUGUGGCGGCCAAUGCGCUCUGCGCCAGCUGUGGAACUGCCACACGCAACGCCUUGCGCGAUGAUGGCGAUGGCUCCAGUUCGAGCACCAAUGCCGAUGAAACUAUCACAGCAUUGCGCAACUAUGCGGAACAGAGACAACUGCCGCAAGAUCUGCGAAAUGUCAACACGCUGAACGAUCAGACGUUGCAAUAUGUGCGCUCCCUAGAGCGACGCAUUCAACAAUUGGAAGAGGAGAGAGUGGUCAGCACGCCGACGGCCAAUUUACAGCAGCAACAAUCGGCACAACCACAGCAACAACAACAGCCCUUGCCACAACUGCCGGCUAAGCUUGCGCAAUCGGCAGCGCAGCAGCAACAACAGCAGCAGCAGGAUUUAAGCAAUGCAGUGGCCGCUGCGGCAGCCGCUGCCGCCCAAUUGCCACUUCCCGAGCCCAUUGCCGGCCGCCCCGAGGCUGUGGUGCGGGCUCUUCAAGUGUUGGAGGUGCGCGAGCAGCUGGAGCGAGAUCGGUUGGGAAAUCUGGCGGGCAGCGCCAUCGAUCAAAUGGACGAUGGUGAGAAGGCGCUGGUGCGCGAAAUGUGCAACGUGGUGUGGCGUAAGCUGGAGGGCAGCCCCCAUGCAGCAAACGCUGCUCUGGAGCAGCUCUAAGCAACUUUGGGGCAACAACAACAUCAAAUAGAAAACAACGCAACUAACUUGGCUAACAUUUAGAACUUAGAAUGUUUUAUGCUAAUUUAUGCCGUAAUAUUUAACACCCCUAAUAUAUACAUUGUACAAAGUUUAAACUACUAUAUGGCUAAGCUAAGCGCUUUAUCUAAACACAGAACAAAAGUAAUACUCGAAUGUUUUUUUUAUUAUCUACUUUAAUCUAUAA